Medioppia subpectinata is the source of this 366-nucleotide messenger RNA. The record is from the annotation of a GenBank genome assembly. NCBI's taxonomy places the organism in Eukaryota, Metazoa, Arthropoda, Arachnida, Sarcoptiformes, Oppiidae.
AUGGAUAUGUUGGGUAACGACGAGUCGAUGGCCACCGAAGACAACGACAGCCAAACGUGGCAUCAAAUCAAUCAAAUCAAACACAAAGACAUGGGCCUAACCGCCGCUCAAUUGUCUUAUGGAGCGAGUGUUGAAAAGAGGCAUAUAGUGGGAGAUCUGAUGCAUUUACUCAACCCGUUUGGUCACUGCCAGAGCUCUCCCGUCAAAAGUGUUGGAGCCGUUGGAGACAAACCGAGUGUAUUGAAGGUAGACAUGGAUCAGGUAUUACAGGCCGACUGCGCCCACCCCUUGUCCCCCAACUAUAAGCAAACUUUGCGCCGAUUGGACGUCGAUUUGAGACAAUUCAUGGUUUUGGAUCCGACGAAU